Spodoptera litura is the source of this 1498-nucleotide messenger RNA. RefSeq names its product deoxycytidylate deaminase. Gene Ontology annotation, cellular component: cytoplasm. The record is from RefSeq and is a predicted model, not a curated record. NCBI's taxonomy places the organism in Eukaryota, Metazoa, Arthropoda, Insecta, Lepidoptera, Noctuidae. Gene Ontology annotation, molecular function: zinc ion binding; dCMP deaminase activity.
ACAACUUCAACAGGUAGCCAAUGAGGCAAUAACAUAACCAAGAUUGUGCAUAUAAAUAAACCGCACUAAGUGCUGACAAUGGACAUUAAUAAUUUGACCGCUAAAAUGAGCUUUGAAGAUUCCCCCAACCCAUCUAAAAGUGCAAAGAGAGUGGGUUAUUUAAAGUGGGAAGACUAUUUUAUGGCGACUGCUGUACUAGCUGCACAACGCAGCAAAGAUCCAAACUGCCAGGUCGGGGCAUGUAUUGUGAACACCGAUAAAAGAAUUGUUGGCGUCGGAUAUAAUGGAAUGCCUAAUGGAUGCUCCGACGAGGUGUUCGACUGGACUCAAACCAAUAAACAAUUAUAUGUUUGCCAUGCAGAAAUGAAUGCUAUUCUGAACAAAAACGUGAUUGAUGUGAAGGGUUGCGAUCUAUACGUUACCCGGUAUCCAUGCAACGAGUGUGCGAAGGUGAUCAUCCAGUCCGGGAUCAAGAACAUUUAUUACAUCUAUAACAAACACCCAGACAAGCCCAUUUACAUCGCUUCUGGGAAAAUGCUUGAAGCUGCUGGUGUUUCGGUUAUGAAAUUUGUACCCGAGAAUAAUGAAAUCUUGCUUAAUUUGUCGCCGCCCCAAAUGCAUUGUUAGAAAUAAUUGUUAUUUAUGUACGCACGGAUGCACAUCAACUAUACAUUACCGUUCCCAGUCUAUCGUGGUCUCGCAGCUCAUUCGACGGUCAAUCCAUACUGGUGCUGCAUAGAGUGGAGCGUGAUCGCGCGUACAUUAUGAAGAUGAUAUAUACGUAUUGUUUAUACAUGUGAUAUUUUAACGUGGUUAAGUUUUAUAUUGACGACAUCAGCAUUAAGCUAAUGAAUGAAACAGAAAUGUAAAUAAAUUUGUAAAAUAAAAUUUUAUUACUUUAUGUACAAGAUGACACGGGUACAGAUACUCCGAUCACACCACUCAAAUACAAUUAAAAUCAACAAUCAAAUGUGAUUUACAAUAACUUAAUUGAACAUAUUUUGUGUAAAAUAAACAUCAACUACAUCCACUGAAUAAAAUACAUUUGUAUAAUCAUGAAAUAAAUGAAACUUAGAAAGGAAUAAAUAUUUUUUAUUCAGAUCUUACCUACAUUCUGUGUAGGUACAAAUGUUACUAUGUGUCUGCUAUCCUAUAAUAAAAUAUUGAGCUGAACAUUUCAUUCAGUGAAUGUUGUCUUGGAAACGAACUGAUCAAGUGUGUUCAACACAACAUAAGUGCAUGUAUUGUUACAAUUUGGAGUAUUCAAUUAUAUAAUUAUUGUCCAAACUUUACACAUAUCUACAAAAAAGAAAAAAUAAACUAAUUCCAAUGCAAAUGUUGGUUUAAUUUGAGUCCAUGGUCACCAUCCGUACUUUUACAUAUUAAAACCUUAGCGCCGCAUGCAGUCAAUAAAUUUCAAGUCAACAAAGACCUCAGAACUAACGAUAUUGUACAAUACAAACUUAAAGUAAGAAUUAUUUACAAGCGUAACCUCCGG